Pteropus alecto (black flying fox) is the source of this 1629-nucleotide messenger RNA. It is a transcript of the gene CASTOR1, whose product is annotated as cytosolic arginine sensor for mTORC1 subunit 1. The transcript has 9 exons. Bases 125 to 1114 code for a protein of 329 amino acids. Gene Ontology annotation, biological process: negative regulation of TORC1 signaling; cellular response to L-arginine. Gene Ontology annotation, molecular function: arginine binding. NCBI's taxonomy places the organism in Eukaryota, Metazoa, Chordata, Mammalia, Chiroptera, Pteropodidae. Gene Ontology annotation, cellular component: cytosol. The record is from RefSeq and is a predicted model, not a curated record.
CGUAGCCUGCGGUGUGAACGCGGCGGCGCAGCGGCUCCUUUAAGUCUCCGGCACCGCCCCCCCGCCCCGCCCCCGGCGCGGCUUGGGUCUGGUUGGCGGUGGGGUCCGGUCUGCUCCGACCGCGAUGGAGCUGCACAUCCUAGAGCACCGGGUGCGGGUGCUGAGCCUCGCCCGCCCGGGUCUCUGGCUCUACACCCACCCUCUCAUCAAGCUGCUAUUCCUGCCCCGCCGAAACCGGUGCAAGUUCUUCAGCCUGACGGAGACUCCCGAGGAUUACACGCUCAUGGUGGACGAGGAGGGCUUCAAAGAACUGCCCCCAUCUGAGUUCCUGCAAGUGGCUGAGGCCACAUGGCUGGUGAUGAAUGUGUCAUCCCACAGCGGCACAGCAGUGCAAGCUGCCGGGGUCACCAAAAUUGCCCGCUCAGUCAUUGCACCACUGGCGGAACACCAUGUGUCUGUGCUGAUGCUGUCCACUUACCAGACAGACUUCAUCCUGGUGCGGGAGCAGGACCUGUCCCUGGUGAUCCACACACUGGCCCAGGAGUUCGACAUUUACCGAGAGGUGGGCGGGGAGCCUGUACCUGUUGCCAGGGAUGAUUCCAGCAAUGGCUUUCCCCGCACUCAGCAUGGGCCUAGCCCAACAGUGCAUCCCAUCCAGAGCCCGCAGAACCGCUUUUGUGUCCUCACGCUGGACCCUGAGACACUGCCAGCCAUCGCCACCACCCUUAUCGAUGUCCUCUUCUACUCCCACAGUGCCCCCAAAGAGGCAGCCCCUGGAGAUCCUGGACCCAGCUCCAUCACGUUUUUUGCCUUCUCCCUCAUUGAGGGCUAUAUCUCCAUCGUCAUGGAUGCCGAGACGCAGAAAAAGUUCCCCAGUGAUCUCCUGCUGACCAGCUCCUCAGGAGAGCUGUGGAGGAUGGUGCGCAUCGGAGGACAGCCCCUGGGUUUUGAUGAAUGUGGGAUUGUGGCCCAGAUUGCGGGUCCCCUGGCUGCAGCUGACAUCUCUGCCUACUACAUCAGCACCUUCAACUUUGACCAUGCUCUGGUCCCCGAGGACGGCAUCGGCAAUGUCAUCGAGGUCCUCCAGCGACGGCAGGAGGGCCUGGGCUCCUGAGGCCCAACAGGAACAGCAGCCUCUGUGCCCUCCACUUGCUCCCAGGCUUCCAGAGACUUCUCUAAGCUAUUUCCUUAAGCUCUGGGAUGAGUCCACUUUCCUCUCCUCCUCCCUCCCCCAUUUGUGCAGGGGGACCCCUCCUUCUGUUCUCUGUAUGUAAGCUGUGUGCAGGCACCGGCUCUCAUGUGGACACACGUGUCUGCCCACAUAGAGGAACACGGUGCUCAGGGCUUCCACAGGGAAGCCCUCAACCCAUCAUUCUUUGGCGGCCUCGGCGUUUGCACAUUCCCUGCCUGAGGCCCGAGCCAUCCCCGCUCUUAGCGCCCUGUGCCAGCUGCUCCCUGGACAGGGCCCUAAUUUCCGUUCUGCCUCUGGCUGUGUUGCCUUCCCUGGUCCGGUGAGUUCUGACAGUGCCUCCACGUCCUGGGGUCUCCAAGAAAAAUAUUUUUUACAUCUCUCUCUCUCUCCUUUUUUUUUUUUUUAAAUCAACUUGUUAAUAAAGGGCUUGUAGUGAC